Colletotrichum truncatum is the source of this 606-nucleotide messenger RNA. RefSeq lists its product as uncharacterized. Lineage: Eukaryota; Fungi; Ascomycota; Sordariomycetes; Glomerellales; Glomerellaceae. The record is from RefSeq and is a predicted model, not a curated record.
AUGAGCAAGCCUAUCAAGACUGCCGGUACCGUUGGUGGCAUCAAGGUUAUCUCUCUGGGUUCUGAUGAUAAAAUGUCUGAGAACUCUGCGCAGAAGGGUUCUUCUGUUGUCACUUCCGAGCACCCAGUCGACUGCCUCCCCGCGAAGGAGAAGAAGAUCAAGAAGGCCAAGAAGAAGAUGGCCCACGAAAGGGACAAUGGCAUGUCCGACUGGGAGCUGGUUGACUUCCCCGAGGAUGUAAACGGUCGCGUUCGCGCCGUUGCCGCUGAGCUCCACUCUCAGUAUGGCGACAAGAUUCGAGCCCUCGAGGGUGAACAGGAGCGACUCCAGAGAUUCAUUAAUAAGGUUCAUGCCGAUGCUUUCGCUACCAAGAUGAAGCAGAACGAACAGGAGAGUCGCCUGCGUGAGCAGUUGGCUUACGUUACUCUCCAGUACCACCGUCUACUUGCUCGCAGCAUGAGCAAGGACAAAGACCUUGGCGACUUCAAGGAGGUGCCUCUUGGUGAGCCUGAGGACGAGCCUGAGGUUAAGCUCAAGGUCAAUCCUAAGGAGAAGCCUGAGGAGAAGCCUGACACCAGCCUGGGUGGAUCCAUCGGUGGAAAGUAG